CUCAGCCAGGCUGCUCGCUUGCUUUUCCCGGUUCUCACCAGAGAGGCACACGCGCUCCGUCCCUUCCCGCGGCCGCGGAGGGAAGAGAAAGGGUCUGUUGUUUUUCUCUCUUCCUUUCCGCCGCUCACCGGCUGGCUGCACACCGGCUCCGACAGCCCUGAUGGGAAUCCCACGCGCCUGAGCAGGCCCCUCCUCCAGGGACCUCGUCCUCAGCUAAUUUGUCUUUGUCCCGACCGAGGGAAAGAAGAAGAAAAAAACCCACAAACUUCCUUUGCAAACCAGUUUGCGGCCAGGGCCUGGAGCGCACGCCGGAGACUCAAUCGCUCGGGAACCCUGAAGACGCCGGAGGCCCCGGGAGCGCCGGGCUGCCCCCCACCGGUCCCCACCCAGCCCGUCCCCAGCCUGCCCUCGCCCCCCACCCUCCUCCGGCGUGCCCGGGACUGGCUGGCCGUGAGUCUGGAAGUGGCCACGACCCAGGCUGGACGUCGCGCGAGGAAAGCCGUGUCGAGCCGUGGGAGCUCCGGGGCUGACAGCUGGGAGGCAGCUGGCGCUGGCGGCGCCCCUCGACGAUGUCCCCUCCUCCCGUGUCGGGCCGCCAGAAUUGAGUCCUCUCCCACUCCCGGAAACGCAUCCACCCCUCUAAGGAAAGCAAGUUCCACCUGGUAUCUUCCUUCCCUUCUGAGCCUGGAGGCCCAAUCUUGGCAGACGCAUCUGGUCACAGCAGGUUAAAGGUUGCACAAGCCAAGGCCUUCAGUUUACGCCCACUGAGAAAAGCUGACUUGGGAGCCAAACUGGCUUUCCACACUUCACUUCCAGACUUCUCUUGUUCCCUUUGCUCUGUAACUCAAUGACCUUAUUGGCCUGGUCUCUCUUGUGCCUAUCAGAGUCAUUUAAGCAAGGUCCCUGAGGUCAAGAAACCCCUUUGUCCCUCUCAACCGACUCCAACCCCACUAUGGAACAACCUCAGGUGGAGCCCCCAGCCCCCAGUAAAGCCAAUAGUGCAGAAACUGUUGAAUCUGAAAACCACGAGGCUCCUCUGUCUGGACCAGAGGAGCACGCUCCAGACAGCCCUCAGGACAAGGGUGGCGCAGAGGCCGAUGGAGCAGGUGGAGAACAGGAAUCGAAAGACCAAGUUUUGCCACCAGCCCAGAAUGGGGAAAAUCUCGAGUGCCCUCCUCCUGAAGCUAGCUCAAGUCCAUGUGGGACAUCGUCUGAGGUGGAGACAAUAGAGACACCUUCUAGGCCACAGGAACUUCCCCAGUCCCCCAGGACCCAGCAGCCUGAUCUCGAUUUCUACUGUGUCAAGUGGAUCCCCUGGAAGGGAGAGCGGACCCCCAUCAUCACCCAGAGCACCAAUGGCCCUUGUCCUCUCCUGGCCAUCAUGAAUAUCCUCUUUCUCCAGUGGAAGGUGAAGCUGCCCCCUCAGAAGGAAGUGAUCACAUCAGAUGAGCUCAUGACGCAUCUCGGAAACUGCCUCCUAUCCAUCAAGCCCCAGGAGAAGUCCGAGGGCCUUCAACUUAACUUUCAGCAGAACGUGGAGGACGCAAUGACUGUGCUUCCUAAACUGGCCACAGGGCUGGAUGUCAAUGUGCGGUUCACAGGUGUCUCUGACUUUGAGUACACGCCCGAAUGCAGCAUCUUUGACUUGCUGGGCAUCCCUCUGUACCAUGGCUGGCUUGUGGAUCCACAGAGUCCUGAGGCUGUGAGCGCUGUUGGGAAACUGAGUUACAAUCAGUUGGUGGAGAAGAUAAUCACCUGCAAGCACUCCAGCGACCCCAACCUCGUAACCGAAGGUUUGAUCUCAGAGCAGUUCCUGGAGACCACCGCAGCGCAGCUGACCUACCACGGCCUGUGUGAGCUCACAGCAACUGCCAAGGAAGACGAACUCAGUGUCUUUUUUCGAAACAACCACUUUAGCACGAUGACUAAGCACAAGAGCCACUUGUACCUUCUGGUCACUGACCAGGGGUUUCUCCAGGAGGAGCAGGUGGUGUGGGAGAGCCUGCAUAACGUGGAUGGUGACAGUUGCUUUUGUGACUCUGACUUCCACCUCAGCCAUUCCCUAGGGAAGAGCCACGGAGCAGAAGGUGGGGGCGGCUCCCCAGAGAAGCAGCUGCAGGUGGACCAGGACUAUCUGAUUGCCCUGUCCCUGCAGCAGCAGCAGCAGCCACAAGGCAUGCUGGGCCUUAGUGACCUGGAACUGGCCCAACAACUUCAACAAGAGGAGUAUCAACAGCAGCAAGCUGUCCAGCCUGUGCAAACAAGGGCGCCUUCGCCCCAGGGGAGAGGAGCCACUUCUGGACGCCCAGCUGGAGAGCGGAGGCAGAGGUCGAAGCCCGAGUCAGACUGUGUGCUGCUCUAACUCUGCCCCAUACAGCGUGGACACGCCCCUUCUUUCAGAGGCUGACUGGUUUGCUUGCAGGACCCCCCACACACACCUCAAACCCUGAGGCUUACGGGGUGAUUGAUGUGCACUGCUGGGGGUCAGAGCAGGUGCCUCCAAGGUCAGACUUGGUACCAUCCUUGCCCUCGGUGUCGCUGUCUUCUCUUCUUCCCAGACAGGGCCCUAUGGGGAUGGCUGGGUGGUCUCUGGUUCCCAGCUCCCUUUCCUGGGAUAUUCACAUGCAUAUACAGACCCACGCUGAUAGGUGCGGUACCUGAAUCUGUGUCCGUGCUUGUCCCUGUCCAGCUGCUCCUGGCCACCCACAGGCCUGUCUCCGUUUGCUUCAGGGUUUGAUUUGGGUUUCUAUCUUUAUUAUUAUUUUAAUGCCUUCCUAGGGGGCUGGAAUAAAAUUUCUUUCCUGA
Molecule: messenger RNA, 2805 nt
Organism: Microtus oregoni (creeping vole)
Lineage: Eukaryota; Metazoa; Chordata; Mammalia; Rodentia; Cricetidae
Product: ubiquitin carboxyl-terminal hydrolase MINDY-1
Exons: 10
Coding region: 953-2362 (469 amino acids)
Biological process (GO): protein K48-linked deubiquitination
Cellular component (GO): cell periphery; cytosol
Molecular function (GO): K48-linked deubiquitinase activity; cysteine-type deubiquitinase activity; cysteine-type carboxypeptidase activity
Source: RefSeq, a predicted model, not a curated record